AUGGGAUUGCUCAAACUUCAAUCUUCAAACUAUGGCAACAUCAACAACGGUGCCCUCCAAAUCACCCUCGACUCCGCUGGCGACGUCGACCUAACCAACCAGUCCGGCCGGAUCCUCCUCAAGAAUAGGUUCAAGCUAUGGCAAGGCAGCGGCGGCCCCAACAUCACCUGUGCCGACAGGGUGGCAUCCUUCAACACCUCCUUUCUCAUCAACAUCUACCGGAUUAACAACGCCACUCCCGGUGAAGGUCUCGCCUUCGUUGUCGCGCUGGACUUGAAAAUCCCGCUGAACAACCACGGCCAGUUUCUGGGGCUCACCAACUCCACCUCCGACGGCGUCGCCGCCAACCAAAUCCUCGCUGUCCAACUCGACUCGUUUAAGCAACCGAGCAUCGACGACACGUUUAAUAUUUACCACGGGUAG
Diospyros lotus (date-plum) is the source of this 423-nucleotide messenger RNA. RefSeq names its product probable L-type lectin-domain containing receptor kinase S.5. Bases 1 to 423 code for a protein of 140 amino acids. Lineage: Eukaryota; Viridiplantae; Streptophyta; Magnoliopsida; Ericales; Ebenaceae. Gene Ontology annotation, molecular function: carbohydrate binding. The transcript has a single exon. The record is from RefSeq and is a predicted model, not a curated record.